AUGAAGGAGGUGGCGUUGGACAGAGAUGUGGCCACAUUCUGCAAAGGCAACCAGUGUGUCUUCCUACAGCCCCGAGAUCAUCAACAGCUUGGCAGGAUGGCAGAAAAGCAAGAGGCUACCCAGGGCUUCUGGGGCUAUGUGGGGAGUUCUAGCACUUGGCAGGAGGAGCUACAGAUGCUGAAGUACCAAAUGGACAAUGUUAGUUCUCAGGUCCAGUUGCUCGGGAACCAUCUGGAGAAUGCCAGUGCUGACAUUCAGCAGACAAAAGGUGUGCUAAAGGACUCUGGUUCCUUGGCUUUGGAGACCCAGGCACUGAGAAGCUCCUUGGAGUCGGCCAGUGCUGAUAUCCAUAAUCUGAGAGGAGAUUUGGAAAAGACAAACGCUAUGACUUCCCAGACCCAAGGUCUCUUAAAGAGCAGCACAGAACACACCAGUGCUGAACUCCUCAUGCUGGACAAAGGCCUGAAGAAAGCCCAGACUGAGAUCCAGGCAUUGAGGGGAAGUCUGCAGAGUUCAAAUGACCUCAGCUCCCAGACCCAGAGCUUUCUCCAGCACAGUGUGGACAACACUAGCGCUGAGAUCCAGGCCGUGAGAGAUCACCUGGAAAGGGCUGCUGAUGAAAUGAGCUCAUUAAAGAAAGAUCUGGAAACAGUCACUGCUCAGGCUCAAAAGGCAAACGGCCACCUGGAGAAGACAGAUACCCAGAUCCAGGUGUUAAAAGCUGAGCUGAAAAGCACCAGUUCCUUAAACUCCCAUAUCGAGGCAGUCAGUGGUCAACUGAAAGACACCAGCAGAGAGUUACAGACCCUGAGAGGGGACCUGGGGGACGUUGCAGCGCUGAAGUCCAAGAUCCAGGUGCUACAGAGCAAUCUGCAGAAGGCCAAGGCAGAGAUGCAGAGUUUGAAAACCGAUCUGGAGGCUACCAAAACUCUCACUGCUAAGAUUCAGGAAGAACAGAGUCGCCUGAGGGCCCUGCAGGAAGCUGUGGCUUCACAGGAGCAGGUGCAGAGGAAUCAGAAUCAGCUUCUCCAGCUGAUCCUGCAGGGCUGGAAGGUCUUCCGUGGAAGCUUGUAUUACUUUUCUCACGAGGAGAAGUCGUGGCAUGAGGCUGAGAAGUUCUGUGUGUCCCAGGGAGCGCACCUGGCAUCAGUGACCUCUCAGGAAGAACAGACAUUCCUGGUAAAGUCCACAAGUACUGUGUACCAUUGGAUCGGGCUCACUGACCAGGGCACGGAAGGCAACUGGCGCUGGGUAGAUGGGACACCAUUCAAUCAUGCCCAGAGCGAGGGGUUUUGGGGAAAAAAUCAGCCCGACAACUGGAGACACACGAAUGGAGAGUUUGAAGACUGUGUCCACACACAGCAACUGUGGAAUGACAUGAUCUGUGGGGCCACCUACCCCUGGGUGUGCAAGAAGUCCAUUGGUCAGGCUGCGGCCUGAAUGGGCCCGAGCUGA
Peromyscus californicus insignis is the source of this 1455-nucleotide messenger RNA. RefSeq names its product C-type lectin domain family 4 member F (gene Clec4f). The record is from RefSeq and is a predicted model, not a curated record. The transcript has 5 exons. NCBI's taxonomy places the organism in Eukaryota, Metazoa, Chordata, Mammalia, Rodentia, Cricetidae. Gene Ontology annotation, molecular function: signaling receptor activity.